AUGUAUUGAAAAACAUUUCGAUAAUGAAUCAUCAUUGAAAUCAAUACAGAUUAUAUGCAUUAUAGACACACUAUCCGAACUAAUGAUGAUGAUGCCAUAUGAUGAAUGUAAAAGAAAUGGCCAUCAUUUUCAUUUAUUCUGGUUAUUAUUUAUAUUGAUCAAAUUGAAAAAUGGAUUAUUAAUGAAACCUGAAGAAGCGAUUGAUUUUAAUCGUAUUCGUAAUGAUUUUAGCCAAGCAAUUAAACCAAUGGAAAAUAUUCAAUGGCGUGAAUUGCCACAAGGUUCACAAUCGUAUUUGGCUGAUUUUAUACUUGCUUAUUGUAAAAAUUUUGGUAUCGAUUCGUUUGUGAUCGAUCUCUGUAAAUACAUGAUAAAUAUACCGAAAAUCGAAAUGGGGUUUAAAAUGAUCGUUCAGCCUUUGAUUUCCUAUCAAUUCGCCAAAUAAUGUUGGAUGAUAACGAUGAUCCCUUGUACGAAUUGUUUUUACAUUUUGGAUCUCGCACAAUAACAGCUA
Dermatophagoides farinae (American house dust mite) is the source of this 514-nucleotide messenger RNA. The record is from RefSeq and is a predicted model, not a curated record. NCBI's taxonomy places the organism in Eukaryota, Metazoa, Arthropoda, Arachnida, Sarcoptiformes, Pyroglyphidae.